Cylicostephanus goldi is the source of this 506-nucleotide messenger RNA. Lineage: Eukaryota; Metazoa; Nematoda; Chromadorea; Rhabditida; Strongylidae. The record is from the annotation of a GenBank genome assembly.
AUGCCAGAGAAAAUCGAGAAGGGUGAUGUAAAGCCACCAAAAAGGGGUAAGUUGUGGUCGAUUCAUGAGAAGGAACUUGAUGGUUGGGCGCUACCCUUCAUGGGUUCGGAUAAGUCUAUUGUCAACCGAUCACAAUAUUAUGAUUGUGUGACUAACAACAAGAGACCGGUCCAAAUUGAAACAUAUCUUCGCGUGUCUUCCCUUCUAUGGGCUGUUUUGCUGGCAAUGUGGCUGACUGUAUUUGCUGUACUUGCACAGUUCAAAUUCUCCAGAGAAUUCCUGAAAAAACAUCCCGACCUCUGCAGCUUCAAUAUGUUCAAGGCAAGCAACAGCUCUGGUCCAACGGAACAGCAAAUCGCUGAGGCUUCGUUUAUAUAUUGGUUCUUCGGAUAUGGGUACUCGGAGCGCAAGCCUGUGGGAGAAAAACAUACUGGUACACCUGAUCAGAAGGUUAGAACUUUGGUUGAAGUUUAUAAUAUACAGAUGCGUGUAGGGCGCACAUGAAA